AUGAAGACAUCCCACACUACUUUCCUUGUGAUCACCAUGCUUCUCAUGGCUUCACUCUCAUCCCCCACACACGGACUCAUACUUGACGGCCUCCGUAUCGGCUCCAUCAGGAUUAACGGGGUCUUAUUUUGUUCUUUUAACGGUAAUCUCAUCGGAAACAGCCCUCCGUUAUCUGGCGCCGUUGUCCAGCUAUCAUGCGCCGGGGCUACAACCGAUCUUGGUCAAGCUGUGACCAAUCCCGCCGGAGUCUUCGUCAUCACCCUGAGGCUUCUUGAUACGAUCCUCUUUGAUCCAUCCACGUGCUUUAUCAGGCUUAAUCUCCCUAUUGCCACGUGCGCGGUCCUCCCGCCGGACGGUGCACUCACCGCCUCCUUAAUCCUUGUUAAUAUCGUUCAGAACCUUCUCGGCAACAUCGCAAAUUUCACCGUCACUCCUUUCAUUAACACUAUCCUUUGA
This is a messenger RNA of Arabis nemorensis, 456 nucleotides long. The record is from the annotation of a GenBank genome assembly. Lineage: Eukaryota; Viridiplantae; Streptophyta; Magnoliopsida; Brassicales; Brassicaceae.